AUGGAUCAGCAGAGGUUGGCUGCGCUCCUGCAGGAGUCGCAAGUUCCCGACACGCAAAACCUCAAGGCGGUCACCGCCGAGCUUCAGAAAAACUACUACUCUCACCCGGAGUCCCUCCUUCUCCUCAUCGAGAUUGUCGCGACCCACCAGGAUGUCAUCGUGCGGCAGCAGGCAGCCGUGCAAGGUGCCCGGCUGGCCGUCAAGCACUGGGAGAAGAUCUCCAAGGAGCAGAAACCGGCUGUACGCCAGCACCUCGUGCAGGCCACGCUGAAUGAGCAGAGCCCCAGGGCUCGCCAUGCCAACGCUCGCUUGGUUGCUGCCGUUGCUGCCAUCGACCUCGAGGAGGGCGAGUGGCACGAUUUGGUCCCGGCUCUUUUCACCCUGUCGAGCAGCAACGAGGUCGGCCAGCGCGAGGUCGGCUCUUACAUCAUCUUCAGCUUGCUGGAGGAGAACCCGACUUCGUUCGCGGACCACAUGCCCAAGCUCCUCGAGCUUUUCGGUCACUCCCUACGCGACCCUCAAAGCGCCGAUGUCCGCAUCAAUUCCAUGAUGUCUAUCGGCGCCAUGCUCCUGAUGUUUGAGCCGCUCGAGGACGAGGAGUCCGUGUCCACUCUCCAGACCUUGAUCCCGCCCAUGGUCGACGUCCUCAAGGAUGCCGUCCAGACCGGAGACGACGAGAAGACCGGUCAGGCUUUCGAAGUCUUCCAACAAUUCCUCGCCUAUGAGUCCGCCCUGCUUGGCAAAUAUCUCAAAGACCUCGUCCAGUUCAUGAUCGAUCUCGCUGCGAACAAGCAAGCCGACGAUGAUGUUCGCGCCCAGGCGUUGGCCUUCCUGGCCCAGACUGUCCGCUACCGACGCAUGAAGAUCCAGGGCAUGAAGGACAUGGGCCAAGAGCUCACGCAGAAGAGCUUGUUGAUCCUUACGGAGAUUGACGAUGACGAGGAUGACGACGACAUGGGCCCUGCUCGGUCAGCCCUGGCCCUGCUCGAUCAGUUGGCGACUGACUUGCCGCCUCGCCAAGUAAUUGUUCCGCUGCUGGACGCCCUCCCCAAGUUUGCCACCUCCGACGACCCCGGUUACAGGAAGGCCGGUAUUCUUGCCCUAGGCACAGUUGUCGAGGGCGCACCCGAUUUCAUCGCCUCGCAAGUCAAGGCCAUCAUGCCGCUCGCCAUCAACCUGCUGAACGACUCCGAUGUUGGCGUCCGGCACACCGCUCUCAUCGGCCUCGCUCGCUUGGCCGAUGAUAUUGCCGAGGAACUCUCCCCAUUCAACGAGCCCAUCAUGACCGCGUUGGUGAAAAACUUGCAAGCGGCUAUGGCCCCGGCCUCGGACGAGAAGCUUGCCAAGAAGAACAUCGAAAUCAUUCGGUCGGUGUGCGGCGCGCUUGACGCCAUGUCUGAGGGUCUAGAUGCCGAGUUCAUGAAGCAAAACGCCGGCGACCUUGUCGGCAACAUUGGUGCCUUGAUCACCCAUGAUGACUUUAAGGUUAAGGUCGCCGCUUCCGGUGCCAUUGGCGCCAUUGCAGAGUGCCUUGGCGAGGAUUUCAAGCCCUACUUUGAACAGACGAUGCAGGCUUUGGGUGCGUACCUCACUAUCAAGGAGACCGAGGACGACCUUUCCCUUCGCAGCGGUGUCUGCGACUCUGUUGGCCGCAUUGCCACCGCCGUUGGUCCCCAAACCUUCCAGCCCUACGUCGUCGACCUGAUGAGGUCUAGCGAGGAAGGCCUGCAACUUGACAACUCGAGGCUUAAGGAGAGCAGCUUCAUAAUGUGGAGCUCGCUUGCCAAGAUCUACGAGAGGGAGUUCGCACCCUUCCUCCCCGGCGUUUUCAAGGGACUGUUUGACAGCCUGAAGCUUGAGGAAGAGGAAAUCAAACUCAAGCUUAGUGAGGAGGAGAAGGGUAUCGUCGGCACGGACAACGAAGUCAUCACCGCCGGCAAGAAGCUCACGAUCAAGGGCACCGAUGACGAGGACCAGGAAUGGAUGGAUGACGACGACGAGGAUGAUGAGUACGACGACUUCGGCAUCUCGACCGAGGCCCUCGAGAAGGAGGUCGCCAUGGAGAUUCUCGGCGACAUCAUCACCUAUGCUUGCGGAACCCAAGAGAUUACCGAAUACCUCGAGAAGGCCGUCGAGACCAUCUCCCCCUUAGCCGAGCACUCGUACGAGGGCUGCCGUAAGGCUGCGGUCGCGACACUCUGGCGGUCAUAUGCUCGUGUGUGGCAGCUCAUGGAGCAAGAAACCGGUACCAACUGGGAGCCUGGUCUUCCCCUCAAGCAAACUCCAACCGUCACCCUUGUCAAGCUGGGCGAGAUUGUGUGUAAGGCCACCCUUGCUCUGUGGCACGAGGAGGCUGAUCGGACCGUCGUCACCGAGAUCAACCGCAACGUCGCGGCAACCCUGAAGGCUUGCGGUCCCGCCAUUCUCGCCCAGCAGGACUUCGUCAAAGAGGUUGUCACUGUCAUUUCCACCAUCAUCACCCGCUCCCACCCCUGCCAGCAGGACCUUGGCGACGAGGAUGAGGAACAAGAAGUUGAAGGGUCGUCCGAAUACGACUGGCUCGUCAUUGACACGGGUCUUGACGUUGUGAUUGGCCUCGCUGUCGCCCUUGGACCCGGCUUCGCGGAGCUGUGGAAGAUUUUUGAGAAGCCCAUCAUGCGGUUCGCGGCGUCUGAGUCGGAGAACAUUGAACGGUCCACCGGUGUCGGUGUCAUCGCCGAAUGCGCGGCCAACAUGGAGGCCGCUGUUACGCCGUCCACCGAAAAGCUGCUCAAGCUCCUUCUCAAACGUCUGUCGGACACGGACCCCGAGACGAAGAGCAACGCCGCCUAUGCGACCGGUCAGCUCAUUCUCAACUCGACCGACACCAACACCUACAUGCCCCACUACGGCACAAUCCUGCAGAAGCUCGAGCCCAUGCUCCAGGUCCAGGAAGCGCGCAUCAAGGAUAAUGCUGCGGGCUGCAUCUCCCGCAUGACUAUGGCGCAUCCGGAUCAGAUCCCGCUUGGCGAUGUUCUCCCGGCACUGGUCGACCUACUUCCCCUCAAGGAAGACUAUGAGGAGAACUCACCUGUCUACGACUGCAUUCUGAAGCUCUACGAGAGCAACGAACCGACCGUCCAACAGCUUACCUCCAAGCUGAUCCCCGUGUUCGAGACGGUGCUCAAACCGCCAACGGACCAAUUGGAUGACGAGACCCGCGGGACUGUCCGCAAGAUUGUUUUCCUGCUGUACAACGCCAACCAAAACCUCUUCAGCAACAAUCCCGAACUUCUGACGCUCGCUGGGGUUGCGUAA
Molecule: messenger RNA, 3297 nt
Organism: Chaetomium fimeti
Lineage: Eukaryota; Fungi; Ascomycota; Sordariomycetes; Sordariales; Chaetomiaceae
Product: armadillo-type protein
Exons: 4
Coding region: 1-3297 (1098 amino acids)
Biological process (GO): protein import into nucleus
Cellular component (GO): cytoplasm; nucleus
Molecular function (GO): small GTPase binding; nuclear import signal receptor activity
Source: RefSeq, a predicted model, not a curated record